CAACGAUAGUAAGCAGCCUGGCCUGUCAGGAUACUUUAUAUGUGGUGUUGGAUUUCGAUAAAUUUAUGCUGUUGUAUGUGUGCAGAAACAUUCUAAGGGGAGGGAUCCGGGAAAGAUAUUCCCUGUAAGGUGUUGGUUUUUCGUACGUAAGGACACAUGUAGUCGCGAGAAUCAUGUCGCCUUCGCGUCGUAGGGGAAACAACAGGAAAGGACUAAAAUGAUAGAGUAUCGUGUGGUUUCAUCGGCGGAAUUUUUCCAUGAGCACUUCUGUUUGAUUUUUCAUGUUUGCUGGUGGUAGUGUCUGUCAGUGGGGUGCAGCUCCAGAAAUAGGGGUGGGUGCUGGAUGGCUUUUUGGAAUAUUGCAUUUUGCACGAAUACCACUAGGCGGUGGUUGCAUAAGGAUGUACAGAGCAGGAAUAAAACAUGUCCACCCCACUUCGGAUCCCACUACCGCCUGCCCGUUUCCAUCAUUCAGAGCGAGAAAUUCUGCUCAAAAAAUUAUAGCCACUACUUUCCAUUAAAAAAAUUCAUUUGUGGUAGUACGAAGGGGCAGGAACACAGCCGAUUUGGGAGGGGCAGGAGGUAGGCUUGUUUAUAGUUUUUCUUCGCCUUUUUUCCGACGGAGAGGUUUUGCCGGGUUUUGCCCGCUUUCGUGCAUAGUAGGUAGGGUUUGUUUGGAUUUUUGUUGUUGUUUCUGUAUUGUCUUCCUGCUCCCGAUGUUUUUGGGUGAAUUUUUUCGGGACUGUUGAUUGUUUGACGACGAACGAAAUAUUCCUUUUAGGCUAGCGGUGGUGGUGUUUUUUCACUAUAUCAACAUCUACACGUUCUUGGUGUUAUUGCGUUCGCUAUUUGCUCCUGGAUGGAUAGGAAUGUCGUUUUCUUUGAGUGUGUGUCGUAGACGUUGUCGUUCAUUUGAUGACCAAGUUUUGUUGGAAAAAUGGGAAAAAUGAAAAACUUGUGUCAGCGGCAGCAGAUCGUCAUCAACAGGGGGCGAAGAUAAAUUCGGUAUGCUCAGUUCGAAUUGAGACUUUGUGGUAACAGUACGGGUCUGUAAGUUUUGACCACUCUGCAACCCAAACGUGUUUUUGAUUUUUUGAAUUGAUCGCCUGAUGUUAGAUACGAUACUUGCGUUCGAGGAUAGUGUGUUGACCAGGCUGUACGUAAAUAUAUACGCCUCUGACUAGACAAAAUGUGCGUGAAUUCAUUGAGUUGAUGUAUGAUAAUGAUGACUGAUUCGUUUAGAAAAAUUAAGGGAUUUGAUUUUUGUGCGCGCGCAACUAGUGAUGGAUAUGACAUCAAUCAUAAUUUCUACGGAUGUUGCAGUGAUGAUUUGACGACCGAAUCGGAUUUUUAUUUUUAGCUGCAAUCAGUGAUUGAACACCCAAUUAGUGGACGAGUCGCGACGGAUCUACUUGUUUUAAUUUAAAUCAGUUUAAAUCGUUCGAGGAGGGAACUCAUUUUGGACAAUUUUCAAGUGCGGGACUUCUAUCGAAAAUAUUGUGAAUAGUGAUAAUAAAUAAUAUUGAGUUUGCUUCCUAUCAAUUUCGUAUUAUUCUAAAUGCAUUUACCGGCCCCACUACCGCAACAAUCAACCGUAACCGAUCAAUGCCAAACGGAACUCGCCACUAUGCCCACCACAAUGACCGAUAUGCUGGCCAAUCUCCAUGAAAUGCUCCAGGAAUAUCAUGGGGAAUUGGUCCAAACAGGAUCACCAUCCAUUCUCUGCUCGGCACUACCCAACCAUUGGCGCAGUAAUAAAAGUCUUCCGGGCGCGUUUAAAGUGAUCGCCUUGGAUGACGUUCAAGAUGGCACAUUAGUGACGAUAAAAGCAGGUAAUGACGAGAAUUAUUGCGGGGAAUUAAGGAAUUACACGGCUGUUAUGAAAAAUCAAGUGGCGAAAUUUAAUGAUCUACGAUUCGUUGGACGUAGUGGUCGCGGCAAAUCGUUCUCGAUAACGAUAACUAUUGCAUCGUACCCUUCGCAGGUUACCACGUAUACGAAGGCGAUAAAAGUUACUGUGGAUGGACCGCGUGAACCACGAUCCAAACAAACUUAUGGAUACGGACAUCCCGGCUCAUUCAACCCGUUCAUGCUCGGCACAAAUUGGUUAGAUGCCGCCUACAUGUCCUACGCUUGGCCGGAUUACUUUCGGCAUCAAUCCAUUCAUCAUCCGGCUUUAUCAAAAGGAUCUCCAACUAUGCCAAAUGGUGCUCCUCCAAAUGUUCCACCGCAAUUAAACUCCGUGCCUGGUGCCGAAUUUCUUCCAAUUGCGACUGCCGCCGGUUCGCCACCUUCACUACCUCCAGGCAUGACAAACCCUCCGCUCAUUACAAGCCCACCUGGAUACCUACCACAGUUCCAAUUUGCCGCCGCGCAUCCCGAUCUUUUACCGAAAAACCCAUUCCUGCCCUACAAUUUAACGAGUCUACGAAUGCGCCACAACCUGCAGAAUAUUAACAACAACCACACAACGCUUCGAAAUGGUAACAACGAUCAUAUGAACCCUGGUCACCUGUCACCAGCUUCAUCAAGGCCUUCAUCGUCAAGUCCACCAUCGACCCACAGCAUAUCAGCGAAAAUGAAUACGUCUCUGGAUGCGGGAUCACCGCAAGGUCACACCUCAGAUGAUUCGGAUGAUGAACAAAUAGAUGUUGUGAAGUCCGCAUUCAUUCCAAUCCUUCGACCGAAAGUGGAUAGUUCUGCGAAACACUCUCCCAACGCGGCUGCAUUACCUGAAGAUACAACUAUCGAGAAAAUUAUGGAACACACUCCGCCUAGACAACGUUGUGAAUUGAAAGCGACAUCUGCGAUGAAAACCAUCCACCACGAUUCAUCUCGAUCAAGGAGUAGAUCUCCUAUGGAUACCAAGUUAAAGACGGCUGCAACAAACAAAACUGUGUGGCGACCCUACUGAAACACACAAGAGAUGUAUCUCAAACUGUUUCCAUAUUUGGUGCUUAACUUGACAGGUUCUAUAUUUGGCUGACAGAAUAGCAUCACUCUGCAGCAAUAAGAUCUUUCACGGGAACCACAACUCUUUCUAGGCAACGUCCAAUGAGCUGGGCCAAAUCUUACUGUGAUUUUGAUGGCGUAUUCUUCAAAUCGUUAAACUUGUGAUAGUCAUUAUAGGAAAUUCCAGUUCGCCGAAGGAUUUGAGCAGGCCCGGCCCGACGUUUCCAACACCAGAAAAGAGUUUAUCACUUAUCGUAUAGGAUCGUCGAAAUAGUCAGUUUCAUGGCUAAACGCCCUAGUCGACCAUUCACCUGUAAAUAUAUUCUGUAAAUUCUGUGCAUUUAAUUUAUAAGAAUGGCUUCACUUAUUUAUUACUUUUAGAACAAUUGAGAUUAGCCGCUGUACACUUUAACAAUAGGAAAUCAGUUCUUCUAUCUACUAUGUAAAUAUGAGUACAAAGUUUGAUUUCUUUUUUUAUAAAAAAACAAAUGUAGUGUAUAAAAUGUAAGUAGGAGUCUAGGAAUUUAAUAAUAAUGAAUAGAGAGUAUAUGAAAAAUGUUAAAAAUCAUACGGAUUACUAUAAAAACCAAAUUAUCUAUUAACUGAAUGCGAAUUAAAAAUUAUUCAAGUUAUAUUUUCUAUUGUACCUCCUGAGGGAAAAUAAGGAUCACACCAAACACCGAUCGAGAAAAUAUGUUUUCAUGUAAUUUUUAUCAAUUUGUUGUUUUAAAUCAAAUUCAAGAAUAGAGAAAUCAUUCAAUGGAAAA
Molecule: messenger RNA, 3719 nt
Organism: Hermetia illucens (black soldier fly)
Lineage: Eukaryota; Metazoa; Arthropoda; Insecta; Diptera; Stratiomyidae
Gene: run
Product: segmentation protein Runt
Exons: 3
Coding region: 1559-2914 (451 amino acids)
Biological process (GO): regulation of DNA-templated transcription
Cellular component (GO): nucleus
Molecular function (GO): ATP binding; RNA polymerase II cis-regulatory region sequence-specific DNA binding; DNA-binding transcription factor activity, RNA polymerase II-specific
Source: RefSeq, a predicted model, not a curated record